Chelmon rostratus (copperband butterflyfish) is the source of this 3666-nucleotide messenger RNA. Its product is annotated as sal-like protein 4. Bases 1 to 3666 code for a protein of 1221 amino acids. Lineage: Eukaryota; Metazoa; Chordata; Actinopteri; Chaetodontiformes; Chaetodontidae. Gene Ontology annotation, cellular component: nucleus. The transcript is spliced from 3 exons. The record is from RefSeq and is a predicted model, not a curated record. Gene Ontology annotation, biological process: regulation of transcription by RNA polymerase II. Gene Ontology annotation, molecular function: RNA polymerase II cis-regulatory region sequence-specific DNA binding; DNA-binding transcription factor activity, RNA polymerase II-specific.
AUGUCACGCCGGAAGCAGAAACGACCCCAGCAUCUCGUUAACGCGGAUCCGGGGGGCCCAAAGCUGCUAUCUCACGAUGAUCACCUGGGCAUGAAAUCACCGUCCACAUCACUUGGCUCAGAAGUGACCUCAUCAGGGUCCUCCUCCUCCUCAUCCCCCACCUCUCUCCAAGACUGCCAGCCGCCUCUGGCCCCUCGCCCAUCCCCUGGUGGGCACCACGCGCCCUCCUUGCCCAGCGAGAGCUCACCUCCCCCUCACUGGCCCAGCCACAUCGCCCCCUUCACCACCUCCUUACCCAACACCCACUCUUCCCUCUCUCCAGACUUUCCCCACCCCUCACUGUCAUCCCAGACCCACUCACCUCCUCCCUUGGGUCAAACCUCAGGUUCUCACAGCCUGUCCCACCAAGGAAACUCUCACUCCACCAUGACCUCGCCACCGAUGGGCAGCUCGGCCACCACCACUACCUCCUCCUCCUCUUCCUCUUCCUCGUCUUCUCAGUGUGUGCAGCCUCACCGCGAGAGCUCCAGUCCAGGUCAGCAGCAGGCCUCCAGCUCUCCAGGGCAGCAGGGACAGAUCCAGGUGCCACCGACCCUGGCAGUACUCCUAGAGGAGCUGAGGGUUUUACAACAGAGGCAAAUCCACCAGAUGCAGAUUACAGAGGAGAUUUGUAGGCAUGUUCUGAGGCUUGGGGGGGCUGUCUUUGGCCAAGAAAAUAAUACACAGGCCAGUGGUGCAGACAGCAACCAGAAGUCUACAGGAGCAGCAUCUUCAUCACCAACACACCCCUCCACCGCCACGCCAGUAACCACAACCUCCUCGCUUUUGACUGGCCUUCCAUCCUCUCUCUUCCCCCAGCCAUCCAUCUCCAAAUCAGGUGCUUCACAUGUCAAUGGCAGCAGACCUACAUCCUCCUGUACCUCUUCCUCAUUAUCUUCCUCAUCUACGUCAUCCACUAUCAGCUCCUCUGUUGCCUCCCUGCACCCUCUGUCCUUGUCAUUGGGUCUGCCGCCACGCUACCUCCAUGAGAAAUCAUCCAACACCUCCUCAUUUGGUCACAGUAAUGGUAUCGGAUUUGCGACUCCCCCCCUUCCUACCACAAGCCAUUCCCAGGAUCUCCAGCCCAGUUCCUCCCUGGGAUCUGCCUCCUCAUCAGGGCGCCCUCAGCAUGUGUGCCGCUUUUGUGGGAAGGUGUUGAGCAGUGAUUCGUCACUCCAGAUCCAUCUGAGGUCACAUACAGGUGAAAGGCCCUACCAGUGUCCAGUGUGCUUGAGCCGAUUUACAACCAGAGGGAACCUCAAAGCCCACUUCCUGAGACACAGAGAGCAGAACCCAGAGCUGUCCCUCUCCCUGCUGCCCCCAGCACUGUCAGAGCAAACACAGAGUGGCUCUGCCCCUGGUGCCAUCCAGAGAAGGAGAAAACGGCGGGCUGAUGAUGACGAGCAAUUUAAUGGAGUGAAAGGUAGCAUUCCCGGGAUGACAGAGAACAUGGCUUUAGGAUUCCUCUCUGGCACAUCCACUCGGCCCUCGCCUUCUUCUCUACCUCUGCCCCCCUCAGUGGAUAUGGCAUUGCUCUCCACAGCCCAUUCACUACUGCAGCUGAACAGAGCCUCGGCCGCAGCUGCUGCCAGCGCAUCUAGCACUGUGCUGCCUUCUUCCUCUUCAGCCUCCUCGUCCUCCUCCAUGGGCAGUCAGUUCAAAGGAGCAAAGCAGCAGCGAUUUGAUGAAAACACACCUCCUCACUCCGCCCUCCAUACAACCUCCCCAUACUCUCAGCUGGCCCACCUCCCCAAGAUUCUCUUCCCUGGAGGUGCCUCCCCCCACCACCUUGCACUUCUCCGGCCCCCAGGCCACCCAUCCACCUCCCACCUCACUUCGCCUCAUCAGCUACCCUUUCCCUUUCCGCCUUUCCCCAAACCAUCAACCUCUUCCCCCUCUUCAUCCUCUCCGACCACCUCUACCCAGACCUCAGACACCUCCAAGUUGCAGCGCCUCGUACAGAAGCUUGAAAAGCAGCCUCAUGGAGGUGCCUCUUCUUCCUCCACCUCCUCGCAAACCCCUGCAGAAGCCAAUGGAGAAACACACGGCCACGACCUGACCACCACCUCCAGUGCCUAUCGCAGGGAAAUGUUGGCUGCUCUCGGCCUGAGCCCAAGUGCCAAUGCUGCUGGACUAGUGACCAGUCAGGGAGUCUCAGGUUCUGGCACAACAACUACCGCAACUACCCCUUCUCUGCCUACUGCCCAGGCUGCUAAUCAGUGUGGAGUGUGUCUGCGUGUCCUCAGCUGCCCCAGAGCUCUGCGUUUGCACCAGGCCACACAUCUGGGAGAGCGCCCGUUCCCUUGUAAGCUGUGUGGUCGUUCCUUCUCCACGAAGGGCAGCCUUAGGGCCCACCUGGCUACUCACCGUGCAAGACCGGCCAACUCCCGUGCCUUGAACUCCUGCCCGUUGUGCCCACGCAAGUUCACCAAUGCCUUGGUUCUCCAGCAUCAUAUCCGCUUGCACCUAGGAGGGCAAAUACCACCUGAUGAAGACAUGCCGACUGAAGAUGGAUCUGAAACACAAAAUGCCGUCUUUGAUGAUGCAGAAAAUGACUCCAUAGGCUCCCCAUCUAACACCCAACAACUCCUUCCUCUGGCCUUAACAACAAACUCCAAGUCUCUCAUGGAUGCUCUCAACUCAGGGUCCAGUUCUAAGCAAUCAACAACUGCUGAUGCCACAUCUGUGAAAACGGAGGAAUCAGAGGGCUCAACACCCAGUGUUAGCCCACCCCUGACCCGUAAUCCCCCCUCAGUGGGAGUUGAGGACCCCCUGCAUCUGGGAGACGACACCCUAGCUGAUGCUAGCCCCAUGAACUCUGAAGAGGAGACCCACGCUGGCCUGGGCAGUGCCAGCCCUUUUAAAGCACCCAUAGCUAGUUCUCAUUCAGCUGUAGUGAAUGGAGACGCAGAGGCAGAUGACACCCCUCUUUCCCUCUGUGUUUCAAAGCCUGGAGUAGAAAAUGAUAUGCCCCAUAGAGCUGUUAAUAUUGAUGAACCCUGCUCUACAGACAAACCCACCACAAGUCCUGAUUCUAACCCCAAACCCACAGCUGCAAAUCCCUCACCUGCCCUAACCCCACCUACUAGCCCCAAAGUUAAACCUGAAGCAACAGAGGCCUGUGGCAGUGCACCACAGGAGGCACAAGAGAGAGAUGCUGCCCAAAGCAAAGACAAGAGCGAGACCACCACACCCAGAGAGCCGUUACCAGCGGUGGAUCCAGAGCUGGAGAAGGACACUCCAGUGGAGGAGGGUCAGAGCGUGCCAGAAAAGCAUUCAGAGGACCCAGAACCCUCUGUACCAGCACCAACACAGCAAACACAGCCUUCUCGCCCAGACAAACCCUACAGCUGCUCCCAGUGUGGAAAGGCAUACGCCAGCCGUAGCGGACUUAAGGGCCAUAUGAAAACUCACCCAGGAGCACUGGCCAGUACCCCCUCUAAGGCUCAAACCAAUGACAAUGACGUUGCAGAGGAUCGCAGUUCACAUUCAGCCAGUAAGAAUGCUGGACCGCAGGACGAAAAGCAGGGUUUGGCUAAAUCCCCCGAGAAAAGUGACAACACAGAUCCUCCACCAAUCAGUGUUGUUUCUAGUGUGGCGGACGAGCCUAUGGACACUACUGUGUAG